AUGAACUUGAGGAGCAGAUGCCUAACAAACCUAGUUCCACCAGUUGAAGACAUUAAAGCACUUGAGAGGCAGAUCGCAAGGAGAAGAAGAGAAGAAGAGCAACAGGCUCACCUAGACAGAUUGGGAUUUGUGAUGGAACAACAUCAUAAUCAGCCUCAAGAAGGAGAGGCCAUUGGCCAAGGAGCUGCAAACCUUCGGCCACAACACCCACAGAGACAAACUAGAGCCAUUGGCACCUAUGAUCAGCCUAAUAUCCAUGGGAACAGGAUGGGCAUUAGAGCACCAGCUGUAGAGAACAACAACUUUGAGAUCAAAUCUGGUUUGAUCAACAUGAUAGAGAACAACAAAUUUCAUGGUCUUGCUUUGGAAGAUCCACUUGAUCAUUUGGACAGAUUUGACAAAUACUGUGGUUUGUCCAAAACCAAUGGUGUUUCGGAAGAUGCUUUCAAGCUGAGACUGUUUCCAUUUUUCUUGGGAGACAAAGCCCACACAUGGGAGAAGAACAUUUCAAGUGACUCUAUCACCACUUGGGAUGAAUGUAAGAAAGCUUUCCUCACCAAGUUCUUCUCUACUUCAAGGACUGCCAAGCUAAGGAAUGAAAUAUCUGGAUUUCAACAAAAGAAUCUUGAAAGCUUUGGGGAAGCAUAUGAGAGGUUCAGAAGCUACUUAAACAGAUGUCCACACCAUGGCUUCACCAAAGAGAGCCUGCUUAGUACUUUCUACAGAGGUGUCCUACCAAAGUAUAGAAGCCGGCUUGAUACCGCCAGCAAUGGAUUCUUCCUAGGACGAAAUGAAACAGAGGCCGAGGAACUUGUACAGAACAUGGUUCAGAGUGAUUCAGUCUACAAUGAUGAGCAUGAUAGGAGCAACAGAGGCAGUGGGGGUGAUGACUCCAACACAAAGAGAGAGUUGAAGGCUUUACAAGACAAGAUGGAUCUACUUCUUAUGGACAGAGCCAAACAAGAGAAAGUGAACUAUGUUGGUGACCAGAAACAAGAAGAGGUAGCUAUUCUUACUGAAGUUGAUGGUCUAGAAGGUCAAGAAGAGUUGUGCUUUGUAAAUGCUAAUGGAACAUGGUACAAAAAGGAACCUAACUUUCAGUACAACAACUAUCAACAAAAGCCCUUCUACAACAACAACCAACAAGGUGGUUACCAAGCUAGACAAAACUACUCUCAAGGUUUCGCCCCUAAAGGAAAUCAGUCUACACAAGGACAAGCCGGAUCCUCUACAUCUGCCCCACAAGAAAGUAGCACUGAACAAAUGUUGAAACAAAUAUUGGAAUCUCAAACUAGAAGUGAGAAGCACAUUGGGUAUGAGCUAAAAAACCUUCAUAACAAAGUUGAUGGAGGCUACAAUGAUCUCAACAACAAAUUCUCAAAUCUUGCUUCCAACUUCAAAGCUUUGGAGAACCAGUUUGCCUCUAUGAGUAGUAACUCCAAACGUCCUAUGGGAUCACUUCCCGGAACUUCCGAGCAGAACCCCAAGGAGACAAUGAAAUCCAUAAUCCUAAGGAGUGGUAAACAAUUGCCUCCUAGAACUCUCAUUAGGGAUAAUGAGAACCAAGACGGGGAGGUGGUCAUCAAUGUGGAUGAUGAUGUGGUUAUUGUUGAUGAGAAAACCAAUGAAGAUAUCUUAGAGAAGAUAGUUGAAGCUAAAGGGAAAGGAAAGAUUGGAGAAGAAAAGAAAGUUGAGAACAAAAAUGAAAUCGGAACUUCAACAAAAGAAGCUCCGUUCAUUCCUCCGCCAUAUGAAGCAAAACUUCCUUUUCCUGGUAGAUUCAAGAGGCAACUUUUGGAGCAAUACAAGGCCUUGUUUGAAAACCAAAUGAGUGAAGUUCAGAUUACCAUGCCCAUUAUUGACGCCUUCAUGCUAGUGCCUCAAUACAGCAAGUUCCUCAAGGAUGCUGCCACCAAGAAGAAGAAAGAGAUGGAAGGGAUGGUAGUUCUCACCCAUGAAUUCAGUGCCAUUAUACAACGGUUAACCAUCCCCAAGAAGCUUGAAGAUCCAGGAAGUUUCACACUACCUUGUGCCAUUGGGAAAUUGACUUUUCAGAAGUGUCUAUGUGAUUUGGGAGCAAGUGUGAGUCUUAUGCCUCUCUCCAUUGCUAAAAGGAUUGGGUUUACACAAUACAAGAAGUGUAGACUCUCUCUUGUGCUAGCCGACCGCUAA
This is a messenger RNA of Brassica napus (rape), 2172 nucleotides long. RefSeq lists its product as uncharacterized. The transcript has a single exon. Bases 1 to 2172 code for a protein of 723 amino acids. The record is from RefSeq and is a predicted model, not a curated record. Lineage: Eukaryota; Viridiplantae; Streptophyta; Magnoliopsida; Brassicales; Brassicaceae.